Messenger RNA from Anopheles bellator, 1623 nucleotides. RefSeq names its product beta-1,3-galactosyltransferase brn. The record is from RefSeq and is a predicted model, not a curated record. Gene Ontology annotation, molecular function: hexosyltransferase activity; UDP-glycosyltransferase activity. The transcript has 2 exons. Lineage: Eukaryota; Metazoa; Arthropoda; Insecta; Diptera; Culicidae. The coding region runs from base 394 to 1575 and encodes 393 amino acids. Gene Ontology annotation, cellular component: membrane.
GGGCCCAGACAUCGCUGCUCGGGUGAAGAGGAUCAUUUGUCUGGCUCUUGCUUGUGAGGGAACUGUUUCUGUACUUUCAAAUAACGUACUCUUUAAGUGAUCUUGCAGGAGCACCGAUCGUUUCAUGCAGUCGUUGGUGAUCGUGAAUGGUGGAAAUUGUUUCAUAACUCCAAACAUUGGUGUCAAUCUAAUUAGCCCACGGUCGCCGACGUAGCAGCAGUGCGUGGGAAGCUCAUUAAUUAAUUAGAUUUGGCAUUGCGUCCCGGCAACAAUUAUGUAAGCGUGCCCAGCCAGCAUGUGACCGCGAUCCGCGCACCCCACCCGGAUUCGAUUUAGCAACGAAAGCAGAAGGAAACGUACAACGACUGCGUGUGUGCGCGUGUGUGCCCUACGAUGCUUCCGAGGAUUUGUGUGAAAUUCAAGCUCAAGUAUGUCCUGGCCACUGUCGGCAGUCUGUAUAUGCUGUACUUCUUCGGUGCCUUCACACACUUCUUCGAAAAGGACUUCGAGGCAACGUUCGACUACCCGCUGAACGGUGACAUCCUGUCGGAUGUGUAUCAAUUGCGCCAUGGUCAGCAACCAGCCCGACACCCGAUCAAUCGCUACAACUACACCUACAUCACGGACUGUGAGCACAAGUGCAAGGAGGACGACCGGCUGAUGGCUCCGCGGCUCGUAUUUAUCGUAAAGUCCGCCAUCGAGCACUUUGAUCGCCGGGUGGCCAUACGCAAGACAUGGGGCUACGAGCGGCGAUUCUCGGAUGUGAAGAUAAGGACCGUGUUUGUGCUGGGUCGACCGCGGAUCGAGCCGAACCGGCGUCUACAGUCGCUGGUCGAUCUCGAGUACAGCACGUACCGAGACAUCAUUCAGGCCGAUUUCGUCGACGAGUACUUCAACAAUACGAUCAAAACGAUGAUGGGCUUUCGGUGGGCGGUCACCUACUGUCCGAGGGCAAAGUUUUACAUGUUUGCUGACGACGACUUCUACGUGUCGGCUAAAAAUCUUCUAAGGUACGUUCGGAACCCGGUUAACUAUCCUGAGUAUCUGGAGGAGACCGACGAAGCACUGCGAAAGCUGGCGCGACGGUUAGCUCACACGACGGACAACAGCAGCGCAAACGUGGAAGCAGAGCACCGGCCAAAAGAUCGCACCAAGAGGCAGCUCAUGGCGGAGAUGGAGCUGCCACCCAACGUGAAGCUGUUCUCGGGGUUCGUGUUCCGUUCGGCACCGCACCGCCACCGGAGCAGCAAGUGGUACGUUUCGCUUGACGAGUACCCGUGGGAUAUGUGGCCAACGUACGUAACGGCCGGUGCAUUUUUACUCUCUCACGAAGCCCUCUUCGAGAUGUACUACGUCAGCAUGUACACGAAACAUUUUCGGUUCGAUGAUAUCUUUCUAGGAAUUGUUGCCAUGAAGGCGGGAAUUGAGCCGCUCCAUUCGGAGGAAUUCUACUUCCAUAAGGCUCCAUAUCUGGGGCCACAGAGCUACAAGUACGUGCUGGCAACGCACGGCUACGACGACUUGACUGAGUUGACCAAAGUGUGGAACGAGGUGCGAGCUGCCGGAUACGCGUAGAAACAACCGACAUCGAACGUAAUUGUGCCCCGAGCGUUGGAUUUGAAG